This is a messenger RNA of Penaeus indicus, 2418 nucleotides long. RefSeq names its product activating signal cointegrator 1-like. Gene Ontology annotation, molecular function: transcription coactivator activity; zinc ion binding. The transcript has 2 exons. Gene Ontology annotation, cellular component: nucleus. Bases 89 to 1702 code for a protein of 537 amino acids. Lineage: Eukaryota; Metazoa; Arthropoda; Malacostraca; Decapoda; Penaeidae. The record is from RefSeq and is a predicted model, not a curated record. Gene Ontology annotation, biological process: positive regulation of DNA-templated transcription.
AAGAGGAAACCGGGCCGGGACGAAGACCAGCUGAUUCGAGAACGACUUGUCAGCGAGGCAGCAGUCACAGCAUCUGUUGAUCAUCAAAAUGGCAUCUCUUGAGGACUGGGCAUGCGCUGAACUGGACAAGCUCGGUAUUCCCGAUGCAGGGGACAUCGUGCGCUACCUCCAACCCAUUGAAGACCCUGCAGAAGUGGAGGACUACUUGGCCUCGAUGUUGGACAAGGGUAAUAGUUCGCACCAGAAAUUCAUCAAAGAAUUCAUGAGGAGGCAAGAGGAAGACAAGUCGGCCAUUGAUUCCAGGUUCUACCGCAAGUCCAAUAUAGAAGAAGAUUUUGGAUAUAAGAUUAACGAGGGGAAAAAGAAGCAGAAGAAUAAUAAGGAGAAUGGUGGGGGUGGGAAUAGUAACAAAGAUAAUUCAUCUAACUCUAACUCUAAUUCUAAAUCUAAUCCACCUGCUCCUUCAUCAGCAUCAGCAGUGGGGAAGAAAAAAUCUAAGUUUGUGUCAUUGUAUUCGGAUGAAGGGCAAAAUAGGGAUGUUAUCCUUUUACAAGGCAGACAUAGAUGUGACUGCCAAGCAAGCAAGCAUAAACUGAUCAACAACUGCCUGAAGUGCGGCCGCAUAAUCUGUGAACAAGAGGGGUCAGGUCCAUGCCCAUUUUGUGGUAAUCUUGUGACAACAAGGGAGGAAAAGGAGAUUCUGAAUAGAGGAUCGCGAAAGUCAGAGGCACUUCAGAAAAAAUUGCUUAGUGAUAGAAAUGCUGUUGUCAAGGGACAGUCAUCAGAUCAUCAAAAAGCCAUAGAUCAUAAAAAUCGAUUGCUGGAAUUUGAUCGCACAAGUGAAAAGAGAACAAAGGUUUACGAUGACGAGAAUGAUUACUUCAGUUUAAAUUCUAGAUGGCUCAAUCAAGAGGAUAAAAUGAAACUUCAGAAGAGAGAAGAAGAAUUAAGGAGUAAACGGUUUGACAGAAAAAACCAAAAGGUGACAAUCGACUUAUUUGGUCGGAAGAUUGUUGCUGAGAAAAAUAAUGCAGGUCUGUAUGACCCAGAUGAUCCAGUGGUGAAGGAGAUUCUUGAAGGUCGAACACAAGACAUAUUUUCUGCCCCAGACAGGGAAGAAUCGGGACCAAAAAUUGAAGUGAGUCGGCCAGAAUACACCACCACUGGUAUCACUGGGAACAAGAAACAGAAAGGUGGCAAGUUCCAAGCUGCUAGUAACAGUAUGCGUGUGCAAGACCGAGAGCUUUUAGAGAUGACUGAUGAGGGUAAGUGCCUGAGUAUGCACCAGCCAUGGGCAUCCCUCUUGGUGGCAGGAAUCAAAGUCCAUGAAGGACGCAUGUGGUACUCCUCCCACAGGGGAAGGUUAUGGAUUGCUGCUGCAGCCAAGGUCCCAGCUCCUGAGGAAAUCCAACAGUUAGAGCAUAUGUAUCGCGUUCUCCUGAAGGAUGAAUAUUUACAAUUUCCCAAGCACUAUCCAACGGGAUGCUUACUAGGGUGUGUUGACGUUGUUGAUGUGCUUCCACAAGAAGAAUAUCGUACACAGUUUCCAGAAGGGGAGAGUGAUAGUCCAUAUGUGUUUGUUUGUGAGAAUCCACAAGAAAUGAUCUUGAAAUUCCCUAUAAAAGGAGACCACAAAAUAUACAAACUAGACCCUAAGAUUCAUCAAGCAGCAAAAAAAUCCCUUCGACCUAGAGAAGAAUAGAUUUCAGUAAUGAUUAUUAUUAUAUGAAAAAGGAAAUAGUGUUUUGUUAUAAAUAUUUUUGUUAUUAUUAGUAUACUCUUUGUAUUACCGUUAAUAGUAGUGUUAAUUUAUUACUGUUAUUUUUUUAUUGGUUAUUUACUCAUUAUUAUUGCUGUUAUUAUUAUUAUUAUUAUUAUUAUUAUUAUUGUUAUUAUUAUUAUUAUUAUUAUUAUUAUUUUUUAUGUUUUUUGUAUUAUUAUUUUUUGUAUUAUUAUUAUUUUAUUUAUCUAUUAUUAUUAUUACUAUUACUAUUACUAUUACUAUUACUAUUACUAUUACUAUUACUAUUACUAUUACUAUUACUAUUACUUUUACUAUUACUAUUACUAUUACAAUCCCUGUUACUACUACUAUUAUUAUUAUUAUUAUUAUUAUUAUUAUUAUUAUUAUUAUUAUUAUUAACAUUAUUAUUAUUAUUAUUAUUAUUAUUAUUAUUAUUAUUAUUAUUAUUAUUGUUAUUAUCAUUAUUAUCAUUAUUAUUAUUACUACUAUUACUAUUAUUGUUAUUAUUACUGUGACUGCUACUACUACUAUUACUACUACUUUCAGUAUCAUUAUCAUUAUAUCCUGUAUGUGACUAUGAAAUUAUACAACUACUAUUAUAUAUAUUUUUUAUGUACAUUCCAGGUUGGAAGGUGAUUGUAACUGAACUUAUAUAUUAAAGGAAUGAGAAGUUG